Molecule: messenger RNA, 2163 nt
Organism: Telopea speciosissima
Lineage: Eukaryota; Viridiplantae; Streptophyta; Magnoliopsida; Proteales; Proteaceae
Product: HIPL1 protein-like
Exons: 8
Coding region: 1-2160 (719 amino acids)
Source: RefSeq, a predicted model, not a curated record
AUGGUUCUUCAAUAUCUGAGAGGGAAGUCUUAUCUGCAAACAAGGGAAGACUUUCAGAACCCAGGAAGCAUUUGGCCUCCCACUACUCUUAUUCUUCAUUUCUCAGUCAAUCGGAUUCAAAAUCAGAGAAAGAUGGGAUUGUGUACUGAACUUAACAUUCUCUGUCUCUUUGGGCUAUGGCUGAUGCUGCUUCUUGGGCUUUCUUCUUCACUUCCCUUAUGCACUGACUCAACUGCACCUCUUACUCCAAAGCAGCCUCUUACCUUCUGCCCUUAUAAUGGGAAAGUCUGUUGUAGUUCUUUCAAAGAUUUUCAGUUGCAGAGACAGUUUCAGUCAAUGAACAUCUCAGAUCCUGCCUGUGCUUCUAUUAUGAAAUCAAUUCUCUGCGCGAAUUGUGAUCAAUUCGCAGCCCAGCUAUUUGAAACUGGUUCUAAGCCAACUCGGCGAGUUCCUGUUUUAUGCAACUCCACCAUUUCAGCAUGUUCAACUCAAUCUAGCAGUGCAGCAAAUAACUUUUGUGGAAAGGUCUGGGAUACAUGCUUUAAUGUGUCCAUGAAUUAUUCUCCUGUCACUCCUUCACUUGAAGAUAGUUAUGGAGAACCCUCUAGUUCCACUUUUUCUAAACUAACCGAUCAAUGGAAUUCAAAAAGUGAUUUCUGCGAAGUACAUGGUGGAGCUUCUGGUUAUGAUUCAGUAUGUUUUGCUGGUGAUCCUGUUUCACUAAACAAUAAUUCUACUGUGAUUCCUCCCAGUGGUUUAUGCCUUGAGAAAGUUAGUAAUGUAACUUACACUCAUAUGGUUGGUCAUCCUGAUGGAUCUAACCGCGUUUUCUUAACUGAUCAAAUAGGUAGAAUAUGGUUGGCUACUGUUCCUAAAAUGGGAUCUGGGGAAACAUUAGUACCUACUCUGUUUCUUGAUUUAUCAGACAAAGUUUAUUCUGAUUACCUGUUAGGGUUAAUGGGUAUUGCAUUUCAUCCCAACUUUGUCCAAAAUGGUCGAUUCUUUGUUUCGUUCAACUGUAAUAAGACUAAAUGGGGUGGAUGUUCUGGGAAGUGUUCAUGUAAUUCAGAUGUCAACUGUAAUCCUUCAAACUUUACUUCUACUUAUGGGUUUCCUCCAUGCAAUUACUAUUCUGUUAUCUCAGAAUUCACUGCGAAUGGCACCGCAUCGGCACCUUCAUUGGCAACAGUGGGUAACCCACUAGAAGUUAGAAGGAUAUUUUCUAUGGGUCUUCCUUUUGAAAAUAAUCAUGGGGGUCAGAUUCUCUUUGGACCUUCGGAUGGAUAUUUGUACUUAAUGAUGGGAGAUGGUGGUGGUUAUGGUGAUCCUUACAAUUUUGCCCAAAACAAGAAAUCUUUGCUUGGAAAGAUUAUGAGGUUCAAUGUGGAUGAGAUUCCAAGUGCAACACAAAUAAAUGAACUUGGUCUAUGGGGAAAUUAUUCUAUCCCCAAAGACAAUGCAGUUUAUGAAGACUAUGAAUUACUACCUGAAAUUUGGGCUUUGGGACUAAGAAAUCCUUGGCGUUGUGCUUUUGAUCCAAAGAGGCCUUCCUAUUUUCUCUGUGCAGAUGAUGGCGAGGAUACCUAUGAAGAGGUGGAUCUUAUCACAAAGGGUGGAAACUAUGGAUGGCGUGUUUAUGAAGGUCCUGUCCCUUUCAAUCCUUCUCAAUCUCCUGGUGGAAAUACAUCUGCCUACUCAAUAAAUCCCAUCUUCCCUGUAAUGGGAUAUUACCACUCUUCUGUAAAUCAGAACCUAAAUUCAAGAGGGGCUCCAGGAGGGGAUUCAGGAGGGGCGGCGAUCAUAGGUGGCUAUUACUAUCGGUCAUGGACCGAUCCAUGCAUGUAUGGAAGGUACAUAUAUGCAGAUUUUUAUGGGGAAGCUAUAUGGGCUGGAACUGAAAACCCAGAGAACAGUGGAAACUUCACUAGCAACCUGAUUCCUUUCGGUUGUGCUUAUGACUCCCCAAUCCAAUGUAGUAUCAUUCCAGGAAGUCCUAUCCCUGAUUUGGGUUACAUUUACUCAGUUGGGGAGGAUAACAAUAAGGAUGUCUAUAUUUUCACCAACAGUGGUACAUAUAGAAUUGUUGAUCCCAGUCGCUGCAACUACAUUUGCUCGAAUGUUAAUUCAGCUGCAGUUGCUGGUCCCUCAAAUUGCCGUUAAUCU